AUGCCCCUCUUUCGAAGAUCUAUAGCAGGAAGCUUGCAGCUUCUGCACAGCACGAGAGUUACGCCGUUCCAAUACCAAAGACCGAUUAACAAGCGACCUCACUCGUCUCUGACGGCCAGUGGAAGUCCCCGAAAAGAAGUCGCCCUUGCGACGCACGAUCAAGACCAAAGCUCCAUUCAAUAUGCCCUGACCACCCUGGACCAGGUAGCCAACUGGGCACUUCAGAGCUCCUUGUGGCCCAUGACCUUCGGCCUGGCGUGCUGUGCCGUGGAAAUGAUGCAUGCGGCCGGUCCUCGCUACGAUAUAGAACGCCUGGGAAUGCUGUUUAGGGCCUCCCCUCGACAGGCGGAUCUUCUGAUCGUGGCCGGCACGCUGACGAACAAGAUGGCGCCAGCGUUCCGACAGGUAUACGAUCAAAUGCCCGAACCACGAUUUGUGAUCAAUAUGGGAAGCUGCGCGAAUGGGGGUGGGUAUUAUCACUAUAGUUACUCUGUGGUCCGAGGCUGCGAUCGGAUUGUUCCGGUGGAUGUAUAUGUACCAGGAUGUCCGCCAACGGCCGAAGCGUUGUUGUAUGGGAUUUCCUUGGUGCAAAAGAAAAUUCGGCAUAGAAAAUUGACUCGGAUGUGGUAUAGGCGCUGA
This is a messenger RNA of Aspergillus brunneoviolaceus CBS 621.78, 639 nucleotides long. Its product is annotated as NuoB/complex I 20 kDa subunit family protein. Lineage: Eukaryota; Fungi; Ascomycota; Eurotiomycetes; Eurotiales; Aspergillaceae. Gene Ontology annotation, biological process: mitochondrial respiratory chain complex I assembly; electron transport coupled proton transport; aerobic respiration. The transcript is spliced from 4 exons. Gene Ontology annotation, molecular function: NADH dehydrogenase (ubiquinone) activity; quinone binding; 4 iron, 4 sulfur cluster binding. The coding region runs from base 1 to 639 and encodes 212 amino acids. The record is from RefSeq and is a predicted model, not a curated record.